Molecule: messenger RNA, 363 nt
Organism: Aphanomyces astaci
Lineage: Eukaryota; Oomycota; Saprolegniomycetes; Saprolegniales; Verrucalvaceae
Exons: 2
Coding region: 26-298 (90 amino acids)
Cellular component (GO): mitochondrial membrane
Source: RefSeq, a predicted model, not a curated record
CAAAGACUCCACAACAAGGAACGAGAUGGCAGCAAGGGCGGCGAUGGCGCGGAAGAAGAGCAACUUGUUCGUCAAUGUGGGGAUGCCGUUUGUGCUGUUCGUGGUCGGAGGUUUCACUGUGCUAAACCAAUUCCUCGACGGGAAGAUGGAGAAGAAGGACGUGAUGGUGAAGAGCCAAAGCGAACGGGCGUUCAACUUGGACGAGGAACAUCGGAAAAUCAUGCAGAAGCUCAACACGACCGACUUAGUCAUCAAGCGCAUCCCAGCCCCUGGCGAGGACCCGCGCAACGUCAAGUAGAUCGAUCACUAUCCAACAUCUUCGUGUGCAAACAGUAACACAGGAACAUGCAGCUCGAAUCCCAA